AUGGACACUGUCACUGUCACCAGUCCUCAGCCACGAAUCAAGCGGGCAAGCUUUGGCAUCCAGGGUAUGACAUGCAGUGCAUGCACCAAUGCGAUUCAAGACGCGUUUAAAGACCUCCCAACCGUUCAGACUGUCAACGUCAGUCUCCUCAACAAUUCUAUGACCAUCACUUUCGACGAAAACGGCCUGAAUACUGCUCAAAUCAUGGAAAUGAUCGAGGACCUCGGAUAUGAGCCAUCACAAUGGGAUAUGGCGGGCCAAGAGGAGCUCUCGUCGGCUCCUGACGAGCGUCAGGUCCAGAUCAUAUUUCACGGCUUGGAGAGCAAAGGAGAUAUCGAAGAGGUCAAUCGUUACCUCUCGGGACUUGGGCUCAUAUCCUUUACACCCAUUACAGAGAGCCGAGGAAUCACCACGCUCCGCUAUAUCCCCUCUUCAAUUCUAAACAUUCGAUAUAUUCUCUCGCGACCGCCGCAUCCUAUCACCGCAUCCAUUUAUCAGCAACCAUCCCUCCAUUCGCGCUCUAGAGAAAUACAGCGCAAAGAGGCCAAAAGAAUGCUUAGGCUAUUUCUAGCUUCAGCAGUUUUCGCCAUUCCUACCUUCGUCAUCGGCAUUGUUGGAAUGCUACUUCUUCCCCGUGACAAUCGCUUUCGCCAGUGGUGCCAACGUACAGGAUGGUGGGGAGGUGCUAGUCAUGCAGUCAUCCUUCUUUGGAUCUUCGCUACAAUUGUACAGUUCGGCAUUGCGCGGAUAUUCUUCAUUCAUGCGUGGGGCUCACUGCGUUUCCGCCGGCAUUGGUCGACUCUAUUUCGGUUCGGUAACAUGAACCUUCUGGUUGCUCUAUCGACUGGUGUCGCAUAUAUCGCCAGCGUGGUGAUGCUGGUCAUCGAUAUUAGGACUGAGCCUCACAUGACAGAAAUGUCCGGAGAAAUGCGCUCGUAUUUCGACUCGUGUGUCUUCCUCACCUUUUUUAUCCUCGCUGGCAAAGCGCUGGAAACUCGUGCGCGACUAAAGACAGGAGACGCCAUCGCAAUGCUAGGUCAACUCCGUCCAGAAAGGGCUCUACUCCUAGGAAACGAGCCUCAAAGUCCAGUUGACCUCAAGUCUCAGCAGACUGAAGAUGUCUCUGUCGACAUGCUCGAGCUCGGAGAUCAUAUACUUGUUCGCCCAGGAUCUAUCCCUCCAGCAGACGGCACCGUCCUGGAAGGCACGACGACUGUCGACGAAUCUUCCCUUACCGGCGAGUCGGUACCCGUACUCAAGAGCCCGGGAGAUCCCCUUCUUUCUGGGACCGUCGUCGUAUCAAGUGCGGUUGUUAUGCGCAUAGAUCAUCUUGGCGAGGAAACGAUGCUCCAACAGAUCGUCCGAGCCGUGGGCGAAUCACAAAAUACUAAAGCGCCCAUCGAGGAGCUUGCUGAUCGCAUCACCGCCGUUUUCGUCCCAGUCAUAAUCUACAUUGCCAUUAUCGUCUCUGUCCUGUGGCUCUCCCUCGCCCUAACACCGGGCGGUCUGCCAGUAGGAUAUAUACCAAAGGACAAGACCCAGACAGCGGAUAGGGUCUUCUUUGCCCUCGAGUUUGCCAUUGCCGUUCUCGCUGUCGCAUGCCCGUGUGGGAUCGGGCUGGCUGCACCCGCAGCACAAGCCGUAGGGUCAGGCAUGGCAGCAAAAGCGGGUAUUCUCGCACAAGGGGGCGGAACAGCAUUUCAGCUGGCAACAGAAGUCGAUGUCGUGGUGUUUGACAAGACUGGUACGCUUACACAAGGGCAGCCGACAGUCGUCCAAUCGAUUGUUACGCAAACACCCUCUUGGAUAUUGGAUGCCGUCGUGGCUAUUGAGCAGACUUCAACGCAUCCAUUGGCUGCUGCUCUUGUGCGGUAUGUCGAAGGCAAGCGUAGCGCGGUGGAGAAGCCAGCCAUAGAGGGCAUCGACAUCCGGGAGAUUGAGGAGAUUGCUGGCAAGGGAGCACGGGGCCAACUUCACAUCCAGGACAAGAAAUUCGAAUUCCGAUUGGGAAAUCGCGCAAUCAUCGAUGAUGCAACCUUCACAGCAGAGACCCAAGAGCAAAGACAUCAAGAUGUCGAGACGUGGAAGCGACAAGGAUACUCUGUCGUCUACUUUGCAAUCUCGCAUAAUUUCUCGCCAUUCGAUAUCGUUGCUGUUUUCGCCAUCGCCGACCCACCGCGACCAGAGGCCAAGUCUGUCAUCGCAUCAUUGAAGCGAAUGGGCAAAGAAGUGUAUAUGCUCAGUGGAGAUAACGAGGUCACCGCACGCACCGUUGGACGUGAAUUAGGUAUUGAUACCAACCAUGUCGUCGCCGGUGUCUUGCCGCAUGAAAAGUCCAAAUUUAUCCAGGAAUUACGACAGCCCAAUAGGGUGGAGAAGGAUAGUAAAAUAGGAGGACAAAAGGAGCGGAGUAGGGUCGUAAUGUUUGCAGGGGACGGGUUGAACGACUCUGCGGCUGUGGCAACUGCCGACGUCGGCGUCGCAUUCGCCCAUGGAUCGCAAGUGACAUUGACCAGCGCGUCCUUUGUUCUCUUGCAGACACAAGCUCCGCUCGAGGGUGUCCUCAACAUUCUUCGAUUGUCACGCCGAGUGUAUCGAAGACAAAAGUUUAACUUUGCAUGGGCAAUGAUUUAUAAUAUUAUCCUGAUUCCUCUCUCUGCUGGCGCGUUCUAUCCCCUCAAUCAUACACGUAUUCCGCCUGUGUGGUCCGCAUUGGCUAUGGCGCUCAGCAGUGUCAGUGUCGUUCUCAGUAGUUUGGCUCUUCGCUGGGGUUUGUAA
This is a messenger RNA of Serendipita indica DSM 11827, 2778 nucleotides long. NCBI's taxonomy places the organism in Eukaryota, Fungi, Basidiomycota, Agaricomycetes, Sebacinales, Serendipitaceae. The record is from the annotation of a GenBank genome assembly.